This is a messenger RNA of Lolium perenne, 1464 nucleotides long. Its product is annotated as cytochrome P450 716B1-like. Gene Ontology annotation, molecular function: iron ion binding; oxidoreductase activity, acting on paired donors, with incorporation or reduction of molecular oxygen; heme binding. Gene Ontology annotation, biological process: sterol metabolic process. The record is from RefSeq and is a predicted model, not a curated record. Lineage: Eukaryota; Viridiplantae; Streptophyta; Magnoliopsida; Poales; Poaceae.
AUGGACAUGGAUCCUUCCGUGGUGGCAGCUGUAGCAGCAGUAAUCCUCGUUUCCGUCUUGCUGGUGUUGUCGCGCCUGAGAAAGCAGAGCUCACCUCCAGACGGUCCACGGCGGAAACAGAAGCUGCCUUCCGGUCCCUUUGGUCUGCCCGUCCUGGGCCAGACUCUCGGACUGCUGGGCGCCCUCCGUGCCAACACCGCCGAGGCAUGGCUCCGGCGGCAGGUCUCCAAGUACGGCCCCGUCUCCAGGCUUUCCCUCUUCGGCUGCCCGACGGUCUUCGUCGUCGGCCCCUCUGCCAACAAGUUCCUCUUCUCCAGCAACGCGCUCACCGCCAUGAGCAACAGCUCCUUCAACAGCAUGGUCGGCUGGCGCAACAUCCGGGAGCUGGCCGGCGCGGACCACCGCCGCGUCAGGGCCAUGAUGGUUCAGUUCCUCAAGCUCGAAGUCGUCAGGGGUUACGUCGCCAGCAUGGACGACGAGGUCCAGCACCACCUCCGCACGCACUGGAGCGGCCGCGCCACCGUCUCCGUGAUGCCGUCGAUGAAGUCGCUCACCUUCGACAUCAUGUGCACCGUCAUCUUCGGUCUCGGGAGGGAGGACCACGCCGCCGUGAGGGGGGAGCUCUUAGCGGGUUUCGAGCCGCUGGUGAGGGGCAUCUGGUCGAUCCCGGUUAACCUGCCCUUCACCACCUUCGGCAAGUGCCUCGCCGCGAGCCAGCGCGGGCGGCGUGCCGUCGCGGGGGUCCUCAAGGAGAAGCGCACCAAGCUGGAGCGCGGGGAUAGCUCGCCGUCCGACGACCUCAUGACCCGCAUGCUCUCCGAGGGCACGUCCGAGGGGGAGAUCAUCGACAACGUCAUGUUCGUGAUGGUGGCGGCGCACGACACCACGGCCACCCUACUCACCUUCCUCAUGAAGCACCUCGACGCCAACAGGGACGCCUACGCCAGGGUCGUCGCAGAGCAGGAAGAGGUGGCGAGGAGCAAGGCUCCGGGCGACGCUCUGUCGUGGGAGGACCUCGGAAGGAUGAAAUACACAUGGUCGGCGGCGAUGGAGACGCUGCGGCUGGUCCCGCCCGUGUUUGCCAACUUCAAGAGGGCGGUAGACGACGUGGAGUUCGACGGCCACCUGAUACCCAAGGGGUGGCAGGUGCUGUCCGCGUCGAACAUGACGCAGUGGGACGAUGCCAUCUUCCCGGAGCCCGGCAGGUUCGAUCCGGCGAGGUUCGACAACCCGAUACUGCCGUACAGUUUCGUGGCUUUCGGUGGGGGUGCGCGCGUGUGCCCCGGGAACGAGUUCGCGAGGGUGGAGACGCUGGUGGCCAUGCACUACAUCGUCACCGGGUUCAGGUGGAAGCUCGCCGCCGGCUGCGACGGCAGCUUCUCCAGGCACCCGCUGCCGUUCCCUGCUCAUGGGCUCCUCGUCAACAUCGAGCCAAUAGAGGCAAAGACCACCACCACAAGCUAG